AGAUCCCGUAGCGGAGAUCCGUCACUCGCCGGAGAGCUGCGCCGUUCCGCAAUAAGAUGAGUACCGGGCUGUAGCGGCUCUCUCUCUCUCUCUCUCUCUCCCUCCCUCCCUCCUCCUCCUCAUCCUCCUCCUCCCAGCGCCUGUGUGUGCAGCCAGCGACAGCAGAAGCCGGUGGCGAUGGAGGCAGCGGCGGGGCAGCGGGCAGAGAGCGGGCACAACCUCCCGGGCACGGGCAAUGCAGCGGAGAGUGCGGGCGGGGCGGCUCCACCACCACCUCCACCUCCAACAAAAGAUUUCUCCCCUGUCUCGGAUGAACCGGUUUCAGAUGCAUCUGAAGCAAAGACUUCACCAUCAUCCGAGGAUUCUGCUCACCUGGCUGCAGGCUCCUUAGAGACACCAUCUCAUCCAGCUGCUGCAGCUCCAGUGCCCGUCACAGGUGAGGGAGGAGUCAAGCCUCAGGCAGCUUCCACCAAGGGCAAGAUGCAGGUCUUCACAUCUACAUCUGCAAAAUCCUCAACAGCUAGGGCCCAGGCUGCUGCCAGCUCUAAGAGGGCCAUUAAAGCUCCCAGUGCCAGCAAAUCUAUCGGCCCCGUCGCCAGCCCCAAAAGGCUCCUCUCCUCGAUAAACCAUGGCGGCACGGGUGCUAAAGUGCCGACUGCAAAGCCUCGUGACUCCGCGCCGGAGGUCAGCAGGAGUCGACUGCCAGCAGCCAAAGGGUCAAAAGCCACAGCCAGACCGGCGGCCACGCAGAAGGAAUCUAGUCACUCGCCAGACCACCGACGGGCCACAGGCGACUCUGUGGCCAAGCCAGGAGCGGGUGGGAGUGGAUGCAGCAGCCCAGGAGGUCCUGGGACCCCCAGCAACCGAUCGCGUACUUCGUCUCAUCAGUCCUCGGGGUCCACUAAGGACAUAAAGAAGGUGGCUGUUGUACGCACGCCCCCAAAGUCCCCCGCGGCUGGCAAGGCACGUCUGGCCCCCGUCGCUGCACCCAUGCCCGAUCUGAAAAACGUCAGGUCCAAGAUUGGAUCCACAGAAAACAUUAAACACACCCCAGGCGGGGGAAAGGUGCAAAUCGUCCACAAGAAGGAAGAUUACAGCACCGUGCAGGCAAAGUGCGGCUCCAAGGACAAGAUCCGAUAUAUGCCAGGAGGUGGAAACGUACAAAUAACGAGCAAGAAGAUUGAUCUGAGUCACAUCUCCUCAAAAUGUGGAUCUAAAGAUAAUAUCCAUCACAAGCCAGGUGGCGGUAAUAUCGAGAUCAAAUCACAGAAAAUGGACUUCAAAGACAAAGCCCAGUCCAAGAUUGGUUCGAUGGACAACAUCACCCACACACCAGGAGGGGGCGCCAAGAAGAUUGAAACUCACAAGCUGUCUUUCCGCGAGUCAGCUAAAGCCCGCACAGAUCACGGUGCUGAAAUCGUCUACGUAUCCCCGACCCCUUCCAACGAGGGCUCCCCUUGCCGACUCAGCAACAUGUCCUCCACUGGCAGCAUCAACAUGAUGGAGUCUCCACAGCUCGCCACACUCGCUGACCAGGUCUCGGCCUCUCUGGCCAAGCAGGGCUUGUGACUGUUGUUUUCAAGCAAGUUUGAAGUUUGCGCCUGUCUAAACGAAGCUGGCGUCUGAUCUUGCAUACACCACCUCUGGGUUUGCCUGCAUCUCUCACCAGUUACAGACAGUGGUGCUUUGUUGUCUUUUGUGUGUUCAUUCUUGAUCUGCAUUAUUUAUGCUUUUUGAGAAGUCUGGGAUGUUAGAAGUAGCUUGUCCCUUUAUUUAGAGAUUAGUUGCUAAGAUACAGAAAUGGCUGAAAUGUAAUGAAUGGUACAAAAAAAAAAAUCUAAAUCUUUUCAAGGGAAAUGGUGGCCUUUUUCUCAAGGGCCUGAAACCCACCUGGUAGAAGCUCCCGGAAGUGACACAACCUCUGAUCAGAGUCGGUUCUGUUCCCACACUGUGACACAGUGAGGUGAGAGGGCCUCGUUGGAUCGCAGCGCUUGUUCACCCGAAUGGUACUGAAGGUAAAAUGGUUGAAUUAGAAGCCCCGCCCGCAAAGGCAAAACCUCUACUCCUGCAGUGUAGAUGAUCAAGUGAUCUGACCCAAUGUUUCUCAGAUAAUUCAAAGAAUAGAUAGAAACUGUUCCAUCAGAGUGUAGGGCAUCAUAAUGAGGAUAGAGCCAAGCUCUUUAGAGGUGGUGGGAAACCCAUCCACGCACAGUGAUGACUGCAAGAUUGUGGCUAUAGGGAUCAGGGGGUAUGGAGAGAAGGCAGGUACAGGAUACCGAGUUGGAUGAUCAGCCAUGAUCAUAUUGAAUGGCGGUGCAGGCUCGAAGGGCUGAAUGGCCUACUCCUGCACCUAUUUUCUAUGUUUCUAUGUUUCUAACCCCCAGGGGAGGCUGAGGGAACUGAUUUGGUCUGAGAUUUUCCAGUCAAGGAUAUGAAUGGUGAGAGAAUCAAGGCAAAGAGUUGUAGCUAAAGUCUGAUUAACUGUGAUUUCACUGAAUGUUAAAGCAACUAAAAGGGAGGCAGGAGAUCUUCCUGUGUCUAUGUUCUCUCUCAGAUAACUCAGUAGAUUAUCUGAUUCAUCCUGUAGCAUGAGAUGGUCCUGUCUGGUCACAUACAUCCUGCCCCUUAUGCAGAGUCCAUAGCUCAGUAUACCCGCUGACUCGACUGCUAACAGUCAGCGGUCAAUGAGUCUAUGGUGCUUUAUUGUGUGAAGUGCACAGUGAUUUUUUUUUGUUACAUACAGUCCAGUAGAGUAUUGCCCCGAUUAUUGAAUAUUGCCCCGAUAUCCCUUAUUAGCAAGUGUACAGAAAUAAUAUUGAGCCUGCAUGCAUGUUUGGCCAGUCAGCGUGGCCACCCCCAAGAGAUGUACUCAGAUGACCUCUUGAGGCGGCAUUCUCUGGCUUAAUGUCAUUCGCUCGGAUUGGGAAGUUGUGAAUCUCCCAGGGCUGGGGGUGUGGCUGUCUGAGGAUCCAGCUCCAUCACUGACCCCAGUCAGCCCUGAACCUCAGAUAAGGGAAGACCCAUCUGUGCUUCUAUAGCCCAGUUUCACCAUUUAGAUCGUUUACAGCACGCAAUUGCUUGGCAUUUGUCUGUUCUGUAAUCAGUGUGAAAAGACAUUUCCAGAUAUAAGUAAGUAAGUAAGUUUAUUGGCCAAGAAUUCACAUACAAGGAAUUUGCCCUGGUGCUCCGCCCACAAGUAACAACAUGACAUAGUGACAGUUACGUAUGACUCAGAAAACACUAAACAUUAAUAAUAAUAAGACAUUAAUGAUAAAACACCAUUGAUCGAGCAUGUGAACCAACAAAAUACCAGAUCAAAGGGAGGCUACAGAAGCCCCAGAUGUGCAGACUAACCCCCCAAAGUAAGGAAUUAAUUUACUAUCAAUUCCUAUAAUCAUCUUAAGCACCUCCACUUAAGUCACCACAUUAUCUUCUAAACCGCAAGAAUACAGAUUUGUUUAUACUAUUUAACCAUUUUAGCUCCAUUAUCAUUCAGGCAGAUUUGGAAAGUCUGUGGGAAAUAUCUGAUCAUCUUUUCCACUGGAAGUUUAACUUGCUUCUACAAAAAGCUGAGCAGAGGUUGACCAGGGAACCAGAUAUUUGGGGAAGGAGAUCUCAGCCCGUUCUCAGAUUCAAUUGCUACAUCUUCCCCUGUAACUUUUCCUUAUCCUGGAACAUUAUGGUAAUAUUUUGCCUGCCUCUUUCAAGCCCUGCAGGGAUAAAGGUUUACGCUAUUUCAUCUUUUCUUGCUGAAGUGGGGUUGAUAUUGGGUGAGUGAAAGUGUGACGACAUUGCAGAAAAACCAGAACCAGUGUUCUGGAGAACGCGGACAGGUGAGGGUUCAGGUUGGGACCCUUCUGAAAUCCAUGGAGAACUUAUCCAUGUCCUCCAGAGAUGCAGCCCGGCCCACUGCGUUAUUCCAGCACUUUGUGUCUUUACUUGUAAACCAACAUCUACAGUUCCUUGUUUCUCCAAGACACAGUGUUUGACUGGUGUCCUCCAGUUCAGGAAGGAUGCCAGCUCAUGGUAGAGGGCAUCUACACAUGGAACUCAUGGUAGAGGGCAUCUACACAUGGAACUCAUGGUAGAGGGCAUCUACACACGGAACUCAUCAUCACUUCAUUUCCUGUGGGGUCACAAUCCAUGACUGUGUGGUUCGGGUGCGCUUAGGACUGAAGCUUCAUCCUCGGAUGUUGCCAUGGUGAUGCCCAAUCCUAUUGUUGUCCAUGAAUGUCUCCAUUCGUUUCUCCGUGCAGUUGUGGCCUGCAGUGACCUUAUCAAAUGAUUUUAUUGUCUGUUGGACCUUCCCCCAAUUGGUACCACUGUCUUGACCACUGUCGUCCAAUCAACCGUUCUUGUCUCACCAUUCAUUGGUCUCAUUUCGUCUAGUUUCUCUGGACUUUGGUGUCACUGCCUUUUGAUUUUGAAUUUGAUUAAUCCCAAUAUCUUUGGUUUGACUCACCAAUGGUGUUGCGUCUCCUUUGGCUUCAGUAAGCAUUGAUCUUGUUGUCGAUCUCAUUAUCUAAUGUUCUCAAUAUCUCUUAGAGCUAUACAACACAAAAACAGGCCCUCCUGUCCACCUUGUCUAUUCCAGCCUAUUUGCUAUACUGGACUAGUCCCAUUUACCUGCAUUUGGCCCAUAUCCCUCUAAACUUUUCCUAUCCAUAUACCUUGGAAGUCAUCAUUGUAACCACUUCUUUAGAUUCCUCUGGCAGCUCAUGUCCCGGAUAGGGACAACCCUCUGAGUGAAAAAGUUACUCCUAAGGUCCUUCUUAAUUCUCUCCUCUCUCUUGCAUCUAUGCCCCCUAGUUUUAGAAACCUCUCCCCCAGGAAAAAUACUGUAAACUUUAAUUUUAUUCAUGCUCCUUGGUGGUCUUGUGCAUCUCAAUAAGGUCAUCCUUCACACUUAAAAAAAAAGUCCCAGCCUCUCCCUGUAAUUCGAGCCCACAAGUCCAGUUAACAUCCUGAUGAAUUUCUUGUGCAUAUUUUUCCAACUUAAUGACAUCCUUCCUGUAGCUGGGCGACCAGCACUGCGCACAAUGCUCCAAGUGUGGUCUCACCAAUGCAUUGCAACACAAUUACCUAAUCUUUGUGCUCGAUAUGCUUCCCAAUGAAGGCAAGCACUCCAAACACCUUCACCACCCUGUCCACUUGACUCUCCAUUUUCAGGGAACCAUCCACCAAUGCUCCCAACUCUCUCUGUUCUACAAUUCUCUCCAGGCUCUACCAUGUACUGUGUAAAUCCUGCCCUGUUUUGAUAUACUAAAUUGCACCACCUGACACUUGUCGGAGUUAAAUUCUAUUUGUCAUUCCUUGGCCCACCUUCCCAACUGAUAACUAACAAUCUCAAUGCUCACUGGUCUCACUGUUACUUGGAUUCACUGCCUUACCUUCCAAUGGCCUCAGUUGAUAGAUUUCAUUAUCCACUUAUCACACCUCUGAGGAAUUUGACUGUUCAUUGGUCUUGAUCUCCAUAGAUCUUCUCUUGUUGUUGGUUGGUCUCAGUUGUGGGUUGUCUCAUCGGCCACAGAUCGAUUGGUAGAUCUCACAGCACUGAUCCCAAACAAUCCCACUACUCUACCUUGAUCUCAAUAUUCAUUGUUCCGCCCUUCCAUUUAGACUCACUGCCCAGCGAACUCUCUGUUAAUGUAUCUCAGUAUAAUUUAUUGAUUAUAACACAGGAACCCAUUCAGCCAGGUUCAUGCAAACCCUCAGCAGAGCAUCCCAUCAAUUCUAUUCCUCUAAUUUUCCUGCAGUCUAUUCAUUCCCAUUUGAUAUUUCUUUACUACUUAUCUGGAAGUAGGGUACUUUACUGUCGCCAACUAACCUACCUUUGGGAUGUGAGAUGAAACAGAAUCAUCCAGGGAAACCCACCCAAUCACAGGAAGAACAUGCAAACUCCACAGACAGCAGGUCACCAUUGAAUCCAGGUCAAUGAGCCAGUUGCUCUUUACCACUGUCUUGCCACUUUGCUUCAUGGCGUAUGUGCCUUCUUGCCCCUCUAUCCCAUGGUCCUGCUGUCCAUUGCUCCCACUGUCAAAUUUUCUAACUGCCCAUUGGGGGUGGUCAUUUAAACUGAGGUCCGUAGGAAUUUCUCUUCACACAGAGCAGUGAAUUGUGGAAUUAUGUGAUCUGGUGACUGGAUCAUUGGGGUUAUUUAAAGAGGAGGUGGAUAAAUGUUGAAAGACCAGUGAACUCGGGGGAACUGGCGCAGAAGAGGAAAUGCAGCCUGGAGCAGUUUAGCCAUGAUCAUAUUGAAUCGAGGGGCCAAAUAGCCAACUGCUGUUCCUAUUUUCUGAUGUAUUUGUGCUGAUCUUAUGACCAUCAUUUUUUUCUGUUGAUAGAUCUCGCUACCCACUCACCUUUGUUGAUUUGUUUCAUUAUUUUUUGACUUACCAUUUCACUGUUCUAAACAUCCAUUGACUCAACCAUCUCUUGGUUUCAUUGUCCAUUUUGUUGCUGCAAGACCCGAUUGGCCAUAUAUCCCUCUGUCUGUUGGAUCUUAUUAUUCAUGAAUCCCAUUGUGGAUAAAUCACACCACUGUUGGGUAGGCUGACAUCUUCACUUUCAUCGGGAGCAAGGAAUUCCAGAGAUUUGCCAUUCUGUAAGAGGGAUAAUUUGUACAUACUUCACUUUUAGACUAGUGGCCCCUUUUCUAGUACUCUGUCCACUCAUUCCUGAACUUCUGCCAGGAGCUUUUAAUUUCCACAAUAACCUUUGAUGCAGCAUCUGAACAAGAGCCUUCUGAAAUCUUACAAUGCCACGUCCACUGAUGCUAUUUUACCCACAACACAUGUUGCUUCUUUAACGUUCCUUGCAUACCUCUGCAGUUCCUCCCUACACAUUGCUUCUUUGAAUAACUCCAACCAUGCCUCCCAAGGUCAGGAUCGAACCAGGUCACUGGAAUUGCAACGCAGUGGCUCCAUGCAUUAGCACUAAUCCCCAGUCCACUGCAAUGGGUGUCUAUAAUUCUCGAUGUUCACUGAUAGCGUUGCUGCUCAUCUCACUAUCCUUUGACUUCAAUGACCAUUGAUCACUGAACAUUUAUAAACGAUUUUUUAAUUUCAUUGGUCGCAUUGCUAUCAAUGUUUUAAUAUCAAUUGUGAAACCAUCUAUUGGCCUCACAAUUCAAUGGUCUCUGUUUCGAUCGCCCCUGUUGUUUGAUCUCCUGGCACGCCGGUGUUGUUAUCCUAUCACAAUGCCCAUUUAUGGUGAUACUCAUUAGCCUUUUAUAGUCACGCAACACAGAAAUAGGUCCUUCUGCCCAACUCAUCCAUGCUGACCAAGGUGCCCCAUCUAAGUUGGUCCUAUUUGUCCACGACUGGUCCAUAUCCCUCUAAGCUAUCCAUCCAUGCACCCUGUCCAAAUGUCUUUUAAAUGUUGUUACUCUACCUGCUUCAACUACUUCCCCUGGCAGCUCGCUCCAUACACCUCUGUGCCUCCUGUGUGAAAACAUUGUCCCUCAGGUUCCUGUCUUUCCUCUAUCACCAAAACAAAUGCCUUCUAGUUAUUGAUUCCCCCCAUGCUGGGAAAACCACUGUGUGCAUUCACCCUAUCUAUUUCCCUCAUGAUCUUAUACAUCUCUAUAAGAUUACCCCUCAGCCCCUUGCACUCCAAGGAAUCAAAUCCUUGCCAGCCCAAACUCUCCUUGUUGCUCAAACUGAACACAACACGCAAGUGCGGCCUCAUUAAUGUCGUGCCAUUGUAACAUAGCUUCCCCAAAUUCUAUAUUCAAUUUGCACGUGGAUGAAGGCCAGUGUGAUAAAAGCCUUCAUCACCACCCUAUCUACCUGUGACUCCACUUUCAGCAAACUAAGUACUAUCCUUUGAUCCUGGCACCUCAUGGCCUCACUGUCCAUUGGUACGGCACUGUGUGUGUUCUCACUGCCCACAGAUCUCAUUGUUCUUUGUCAUAUUACAUUUUGAUCUUGGUGCCUUUUGAUAUUCCUCUAGAGAUCUCAAUCCCAUUGGAUGUGCUGCACCAUGUAUCACUGCUUUUUAGCUUGGUGGUUUCAAUGUUUCUGUCUGUUGAUAUCGCUGAACAUUUACUUACUGUAACACAGACUGAGAACACUCAGCCCAUUGUGUCGAUACUAGCUCCCAGCAGAGCAAUUAUGGGGAUGCCCUACAAUUGAAUCUCUCCUACACUUGCUAGCAAUUCUACUUUAAUUAUUUUAACAAUUUAGCUGCAAUAUUGGGCAAGGGGCUCCGUUGUCAACGUAUGAGUACGGUUAUGCAGGCUCCUUCAAGAACCUAAUGGUUGUAGGAAAGUAGCUGUUCCUCAAACUGGCAGUGUGGAAUUUAAGACCUUAGUAUUCCCUGCCCAAUGGCAGAAGGGAGAAGAGAGCAUGGCCUGAAUGAUUGGGAUCCUUGAUGAUAGAUGCUGCCUUCUUGAGGCAAUGCCUCAUGUAAAUGUGUUCAGUGGCGAGGAGGGAUUUGAUGGGCUGUGCUGGGCUGAGUCAGGUCCACCAUUGUCUACAGCCUCUUGCAUUCCUGUCUGUUGGAAUGUCUCAUGAAGCAACCAGUCAGGAUACUCUCUACAGUACAUCAGUAGAUGUUCGUACCUAGUAGAACUCAGUACCUGGUAGGAGUAUAAGAUGAUGCAGUGAAUCCCUUUAAACAUCUAAGUAGAAGUGUUGGGGCUUCCUGAUUACAUUUCUGUGCUAGCCCAGGAUAGACUGCGUGUUACAUAUUCCAAAUGUUCUUUGGUUAAGAAUAUUUUCCACUGAAUCCCCCCCCCAAUCUACUUCAAGGCCUCUGAACUCUGAAAGUAGGGGUUCCUGUGGUUCAGAGUGAAUCUCCAUUCAUCAUUCUGCAUAUUGCCCAUCAUUUCACUUGCCAUCAUCAGACCUCUAAUGAUCUCCUGCCCAGUGAUCAAUGAUGUAGUCCAGAAAAAUCACUAAAUUAUGCAGUAGACAAUAGGUGCAGGAGUAGGCCAAUUUAGCCCUUCGAGCCAGCGCUGCCAUUCACUGUGAUUAUAGCAGAUAAAUUCACCUAUUUGUCUUCAAGGGACCCACAUUGGUCAUAAUUUUUUUUUUUCCCUCUUCACAUACUUUUACUAUCCUCCGUUAUAUUCUUGGCUAGCUUACCUUCAUACCUCACCCGUUCUCCCUGUAGUUAUCUUCUGUUGCUCUUUAGGUUUCCCAAUCCUCUGGCUUCCCGCUCAUCUUUGCAAUGUUAUACUUCUCUUUUAUUUUUAUACUGUCCUUGACUUCCCUUGUCAGCCACGGUCGCCUCUUACUCUCCUUAGAAUCUUCCUUCCUCUUUGGAAUGAACUGAUCCUGCAAUGAUUCACAUCCCUCUGUUCUCUUGCUGCCAAUUGUUCCCGAUGAAACCAUUGAUUCCAUUAAUUCUUCAUCCUGCUGCCCAGUGGUUGGUUGAUAUUUCUCUCUACCUGACUAUGUCCACUGAUCUCACUACCCUUCGGCCUUUCCAUUCAUACCACUGCCCAUAGAUCACAUUCUCUGCUCUUUGACCUGUGAAACCUGCUGACACCGCUCUCCGUUGACCCCGCUGUACACUGUAUCUGUCCAUGUACCUCAGUCUGAUGGUCCUGCUCACUUGCAUCCCAUCCGUUUCACUGAGAAUUAGUCGCCGGCCAUUGAUUACACUCUCCACUGAGCUCACUGUCCCCUUAGCUCUGGGCAGUACAGUGGCCCUGCUAGUUGAUGCACAGCUCCAGCGACCCAGCUUUGAUCCUGCUGUCAGUGUUGAGUUUGCACUCUCCCUGUGACCAUGUAGGUUUACCAUAGGUUCUUCAGUUUCCUCCCACAUCCCAAAGACUCACAGGUUGGAAUUAGCCUCUUUAUCUGACUGUCCAUCUGCUGUAACCAGGUCUGGUGACUAACCACAGAAGGACUUGUGACGGUAUGUAGCAAGUGUUCACUGGAUUGAUUCCUGGGAUGUGGGGAGUGACCUAUAGGGAGAGAUUGAGCAAACUGGACCAAUAUAUUAUAGAGUUUAGAUGAAUGAGAAGUGAAACAAGCAAAUUUCCUCUGAGGCUAGACAGGGCUAAUCAGCAGAGACGAUCUCCGUGCCGGGGUGAACAGGGCCAUCGUUCUCAGUGUCAAAACAAAGACUCACCCGUUCAGGGCUGAGACCGGAACAAAUGUCUUCACCCAAGGAACAAUACAUUUUGGAAUUCUCUGUCCCUGGAGGUUUAGUCACAGAAUAUAUUCAAGACAAGAGAUACGUUUUGGGAUACAAAGGGAAUAGAGGGACAUGGAUCAGAGCAGGCAAAUGGGACUGGGAUAAAUUAUCAGCCAAAAUCUCACUGAAGGCAGAGCUGAGUAGUGACUGUGGGCUUUAAUCCUCGAUUCCAAAGUAGGAAAUCCCAUUUGCCAGUAAAUUAUAUAUCAGUGAAGUCACGUUGAUUUGAUCACCAAUUCUCAGACAGGCCAACAUUACAUCAACCUUUAUCCUGCCCCAAAUGCCAGGUGCGUGCAAUCAGCACCCGACAGUCGAUGACUGAACAGUGAAAUUGGAGCUUGUAAAUGCCCUUUGCCUCGUUGCCUGGAGAUCCAGUGCAGGCUGGAUCAGCAGGCAGUGGGCGAGACGGAAUGUGGGUGCAGUUGAGGGAAGGACUCAGUGGGCUGAUUAUUUUACAACAAACACGUCCUGAUCUUAAUGAUAGGUGAGAGAAUCUAACCCGCUGAGUCACUCUGUGAACUGCAAGGACAAGAGUGACUCGGACCCACUUAACUCCUAGGCAGUGAUGUGUGGGAUUUACUUUCCAUGUGCAUUAAGGAUCAGAUAAGGGUAUUCAAGGGAAUUCAGUUGUUAGGUUCCAAGUUUCUUGAAAAGGACUGAGAAAGUGGGAAAGCUGUUCCUUGCGAGAGAAGUUUCUCCUCCUCCCCAUGUAGCGUUCCCUGGGCUCAGACAGCUCAGUGCCAACAUGAAAGUGAUGUUGUGAUAGUAUAUGUUGUUUCUUAAAGCUUUCCCUUCGAGGUGUGAGAUGGUAAUCCAAUCCCAAUGGCAGCAUCUUUGCUAAUGUUCAGUGGCUUUGCUUGUCUGUGAAUGCUCAAUGCUGUAACUUUGAAUCAUUGGUUUACAUUGUUGCUGUAAAAGUUUGGAAAUAAAGUCUGUGUUCCAAGA
Messenger RNA from Leucoraja erinaceus (little skate), 11094 nucleotides. RefSeq names its product microtubule-associated protein tau b (gene maptb). The record is from RefSeq and is a predicted model, not a curated record. The transcript is spliced from 11 exons. Gene Ontology annotation, molecular function: microtubule binding. Gene Ontology annotation, biological process: neuron projection development; microtubule cytoskeleton organization. Lineage: Eukaryota; Metazoa; Chordata; Chondrichthyes; Rajiformes; Rajidae. Bases 178 to 1569 code for a protein of 463 amino acids. Gene Ontology annotation, cellular component: neuron projection.